Messenger RNA from Penicillium hordei, 1494 nucleotides. Its product is annotated as bestrophin family protein. The record is from RefSeq and is a predicted model, not a curated record. Lineage: Eukaryota; Fungi; Ascomycota; Eurotiomycetes; Eurotiales; Aspergillaceae. The transcript has 7 exons. The coding region runs from base 1 to 1494 and encodes 497 amino acids. Gene Ontology annotation, molecular function: chloride channel activity.
AUGACCGACGGCCACAGUGCCCCUGCAGCUGAUGCUCCAGCUCCAACAGCGGCAGCAGACUGCACUGCUGCGCCAGUUCCAGCAGAUGUACGCUCGCAUGCCCACCAUCAGGCACCGACCCAUGACAAGGAGCAGGCCUCCUCCAUUGGCCGUAUUACCCCUCGACCAACGUUCUUGGAACAUCUGGCUACCUCGCGAGACUCGCAAUUCCAGUUUGAUCGACGGGAUUCGAGCGAAUUGGACCGGUACUUUCAUGGCCCCCGAAACAUGGAAAAGCAUUCCAAAUGGCCUAUCAUGAUGCGAAUGCACGGCAGCGUCAUGCCAAAGAUGAUCAUGCCGCUUUUGACGGUCGUUAUUUGGUCGACCGCUAUUACUGUCUUUUCGCGAUUUGUCCAUAACAUUGGUAUCAACAAUAUUCUACUCACCGUGCUGGGUUUCGUGGUGGGUUUGGCUUUGUCAUUCCGCAGCUCAACUGCAUAUGAGAGAUGGGCAGACGGGCGCAAAUAUUGGGCCCAGCUCAUUCAAACGUCUCGCAACCUCUCACGUACAAUUUGGAUCAAUACCGGCGAGAGAGAAGGUGAAGAAGGAAAAGAUGACAUGUUAAGAAAACUCUCCGCGAUGAACCUCAUUUUGGCCUUCGCCGUCUCCCUAAAACACAAGCUCCGCUUCGAGCCCGAUAUCGCAUACGAAGAUCUGGCUGGCCUAGCUGGACACCUUGACACUUUUGCCCGUGAUGCCCACGACCGCAUGGUUGUCAACCCUCCGCCUAAAUCUAUUUGGAAAUCUGCAGGAGAGUACCUCGGUGUGUCCUUCGCCGAGUCAAACCCUCGGAAGUAUAUCAAGCGGUCUAAGAAGCCUCUUGGACAUUUACCCUUGGAGAUCCUCAACCAUCUGUCCGCAUAUAUCGAUUCGUGUGUAGCCAACGGUACUUUGGUUUCAACCCUGCACCAGGGACAAGCUAUCACUAUGCUGUCCACCUUGAAUGAGGUCUUGACUGGCACAGAACGUGUCCUGGACACCCCCUUGCCUACCGCAUACAGCAUUGCCAUUGCCCAGAUUUCGUGGAUUUACAUCCUAGUACUUCCAUUCCAGCUCUACAACGCCUUGACAUGGAUCACCAUCCCAGCAUCAAUCGUGGCUGCCUAUAUCAUCCUCGGCUUGGCUACAAUCGGCAGUGAAAUUGAGAACCCCUUCGGUCAAGAUGUCAAUGAUCUUCCACUGGACACCUACUGCCGACAGAUCGCCGUGGAAAUAGACAUCAUGACUGCCACUCCCCGACCAGAUGUCGAUGACUUCAUGUCGCGCGCUGACAACCUCGUCCUAUUCCCUCUUAGCCAGUUGGGAUACCCUGACUGGAAGGAGCGGAGCGUCGAGGAUAUUCGUGGCGCACUUCGAACUAAGAUGGUUGUCGGCCCGUCAUCUGCAUCUGCAACGUCAGAUACAUCUACAAUGGUGGAAAGCGCUCGCCCCAAGACCACUGCAUCAUCAGUCUAA